UCUGUCCACCGCCCGCCAGACCCAGUCUCCCCGGUCCUCCGCCCUCAGGACCCGGCGUAGGUGCAGGUGCAGCGCGCCACCUCCCUCCCAGCCCGGCGCAUCCCGCUGGGCGGCCAUGGCGCGAGGAGACGCCCCACAGGACAGCUACCACCUGGUCGGGAUCAGCUUCUUUAUCCUGGGCCUGGGCACGCUCCUUCCCUGGAACUUCUUCAUUACGGCCAUCCCGUACUUCCAGGGGCGGCUGGCAGGAGCCAACACCACCGCCGGGACCCUGGACACCAACCACACAGGCCCUGCAGACACCUUCAACUUCAACAACUGGGUGACGCUGCUGUCCCAGCUGCCGCUGCUGCUCUUCACACUCCUCAACUCCUUGCUGUACCAGUGCGUUCCUGAGACGGUGAUUCUGGGCAGCCUGCUGGUCAUCCUGCUGCUCUUUGCCCUGACGGCAGCAUUGGUCAAGGUGGACAUGAGCCCUGGGCCCUUCUUCUCCAUCACCAUGGCCUCUGUUUGGUUCAUCAACUCCUUCUGUGCAGUUCUGCAGGGCAGCCUCUUCGGGCAGCUGGGCACCAUGCCUUCCGCCUACAGCACCCUCUUCCUCAGCGGCCAGGGCUUGGCUGGGAUCUUCGCUGCCCUUGCCAUGCUCAUGUCCAUGGCCAGUGGCGUGGAUGCCCAGACCUCCGCCCUGGGGUACUUCAUCACACCCUGCGUGGGCAUCUUCUUGUCCAUCGUGUGUUACCUGAGCCUGCCCCACCUGGAGUUCGCCCGUUACUACCUAGCCAAGAAGCCAUCGCAGGCGCAAGGUCAGGAGCUGGAGACCAAAGCUGAGCUCCUCCAAUCUGAUGAGAAGAACGGUAUUCCCAACAGUCCCCAGAAGGUAGCCCUGACUCUGGAUCUUGAUGCUGAGAAGGAGCCAGCGCUGGAGCCAGAGGAGCCCCAGAAGCCGGGAAAACCUUCCGUUUUCAUUGUCUUUCAAAAGAUCUGGCUGACGGCGCUGUGCCUUGUGCUGGUCUUCACGGUCACUCUGUCCGUGUUCCCUGCCAUCACGGCCAUGGUGACCAGCUCCACCAGUCCUGGGAAGUGGAGUCAGUUCUUCAACCCCAUCUGCUGCUUCCUUCUCUUCAACAUCAUGGACUGGGUGGGACGGAGCCUGACCUCCUACUUCCUGUGGCCCGAUGAGGACAGCCGGCUGCUGCCGCUGCUUGUCUGCCUGCGUGUGCUGUUCGUGCCGCUCUUCAUGCUGUGCCACGUGCCCGAGAGGUCCCGGCUGCCCGUCCUCUUCCCGCAGGACGCCUACUUCAUCACCUUCAUGCUGCUCUUCGCCGUCUCCAACGGUUACCUCAUGUCCCUCACCAUGUGCCUGGCGCCCAGGCAGGUGCUGCCACAUGAGAGGGAAGUGGCUGGCACCCUCAUGACCUUCUUCCUGGCCCUGGGGCUCUCCUGUGGAGCCGCCUUCUCCUUCCUCUUCAAGGCUCUGCUCUGAAGGGCUCCAUCUAGGGCUCGCCCACAGCUCUCUUCUCGCUGCCCCUUCGGAGCUGAGACCCAACGCAGGGGGAAUGGCGAGCCGGGUUCAAGCCUCUGCUGGGCGGGGGCCCCUUGGUCUGCGGGUCCCAGGAGGAGGCGGGUGUUGCUCUCCUUCCCCAGCUGGUGUCCGCUUGGGGGCUGCAAGGAAGAAUUCACCAGCGGCCAUUCUAACCCUCACCCGGGAAUGGAGCUGACGCACAGAGACAGACUCUUUAGAGGUGCACAAGACCUCAUUCCAAGGGCACCGAUCAGAGCGAAGAGGGCCAAGGGCCCUGGCCCUUCCUCACCAUCAAGAGUACAUUUGUUCAUCUCAAGAAAUGCACUUGCUAAUCUGUGGGGACCGGAGGCCACCAGCGGGGUCUUGCCAAGGGUGUGGCUGGUGUGGCCCAGCCUCAGGUUGAGAGUGGGAGUGGGGAUCGGCCCGGGGCAGGUGCUCCUCUUCUCCCCAGGCCUCAGUAACCCCAGGGCAGAGGAUGCCAGGAAAGCUGAGGGCAGCAGGAAGAAGGCACAGACAUUAGGGAUCUGAGGGUACCGACGGGACGGGAACCUGUGGGCCCCAAACAGUGUUUUCAUUGCCAAGACUUAACUGUCUCCACUCCCCAGGGCCCGGCUGGGCCUAGUCCCGGAGCUGCAGUUAGCCUCCAUGGGUGCGCUGCACUUUUCAGUUUGCAAAGCUCUUCCAUCCCCGCUCUCUCACUGAAGUCACACUGAGACCCUUGGGGGGAGCCAGGCAGGGAUUGUGCUCUCCCUUUGUGCAGGUGAGGAAACCGAGUCUCGGGGGAAACGAUUGGUCCGUGGCAGAGCCGGGACCCAGCCCCCGCCCCCCUCCUCCCUGUAGGUGCUGUUCUUCUUGCCCCCCACCUGCUUCUCUUUCCCUCAAGAGGCUCAAGGCAGGAGUCCUAAGCACUUACUCCAUAUUUUGGCUGUUUCUCCCUCCAACCCUGCUCCCGGAUCUAAUAACAACCUUCUUCAUUUGUAUAAUCAAUUCACUGAGUCUUUAUUUCCAAAGUGCUUUCAGCUCUAUCGGCUUUGAUGAGCUGGGUGGGGUAGGGAUGAUUGUACUCAUUUGACAGAUGGGAUGACUGAGGCCCUGAGAGAGGCCGGAAUUCGUGGGCAUCCCUAUGCUGGGCCCUCUUGACCACAUGGUGGCCUGUGCUCCUGGGCAGAGCACCUGGCUGCAUGAACCACUAGGGCUCCCCCCACAGGUGUCCUGCCUCCCCC
Molecule: messenger RNA, 2745 nt
Organism: Ailuropoda melanoleuca (giant panda)
Lineage: Eukaryota; Metazoa; Chordata; Mammalia; Carnivora; Ursidae
Gene: SLC29A2
Product: solute carrier family 29 member 2
Exons: 12
Coding region: 116-1483 (455 amino acids)
Biological process (GO): guanine transport; adenine transport; hypoxanthine transport
Cellular component (GO): basolateral plasma membrane; plasma membrane
Molecular function (GO): nucleoside transmembrane transporter activity
Source: RefSeq, a predicted model, not a curated record